Phodopus roborovskii (desert hamster) is the source of this 471-nucleotide messenger RNA. It is a transcript of the gene CUNH1orf53, whose product is annotated as chromosome unknown C1orf53 homolog. Bases 1 to 411 code for a protein of 136 amino acids. The record is from RefSeq and is a predicted model, not a curated record. Lineage: Eukaryota; Metazoa; Chordata; Mammalia; Rodentia; Cricetidae. The transcript is spliced from 3 exons.
AUGGCGGCCUGCGGGUUAGCAGCGCGGGCCCGAGCCGCGCUAAGGAGGCCACCGCAUUGGGCCGAAGGCCCCCGGCAGCCGCUGAGCUCGGCGCUGCGCUCGGAUUCUGCAGCGGCCCGCGGCGGCUCCGCUCCAGGCUCGCGGGGAACGCCCGAAGGAGAGCCGAGGCGCCGGGCGAGCCGAGAGUUAACCGCGGCCGAGCUGCUCAUCGCUGGGCUGCACCGGGCCGCCUGCGCGGCUGGCCAGCUAAGCUAUGUGGACCCAGCUACGGGCUAUGUGGUGUUCACGAGGCUGGCCCACUUGCAGAGAGGUUCCUGCUGUGGUUUUGCCUGUAGACACUGUCCCUAUGGCCAAGUCAAUGUGAAAGAUCCAUCUAAAAAGAAGAAGUUCAACUCCCAUUUUUAUGUUUGACAACGGCUUUACCUCUGUUCUGUCAAACCGAACUCAGGUGUUUGAAAAUAAAACCCUAAU